Molecule: messenger RNA, 2970 nt
Organism: Penicillium antarcticum
Lineage: Eukaryota; Fungi; Ascomycota; Eurotiomycetes; Eurotiales; Aspergillaceae
Exons: 3
Coding region: 1-2970 (989 amino acids)
Biological process (GO): DNA replication initiation
Cellular component (GO): DNA replication preinitiation complex
Source: RefSeq, a predicted model, not a curated record
AUGUCCUCGCGCAUAAUACCGAACAUCCUGGAUCCCCUCACCUCAUCGGCACUGAACAAGCUGCACGAACCAACCCCUCCAACACUGAAGCGCAAGAGAAGCGACGAUGGCGAGAUCUACAAUGCUGCUGGUCAGCUCGCGACCUCUUCAAUUGUCAUCAGAGCCCACGCAGCUUCACUAUCAGACCACCCUCUAACCCUCGAACCAAUAACUAUGCUUCCCCGCUCCCACCUCCCCCUCUCCUGGCUAGACGAUACACCGUCCUCUCGCUCAGACGAUGAACCAGGCGGCCUCUUCACAGCGGAUAUCCCCACACUGGAAUUUGACCUGUGCGCCAAAGCCGUACCUACCGUGCUUGCAGUUCGUCUACUUGCAAAUGGUGGAUUGUACAUUGUCGAGCGUGUAAAGAGGGGUAUAUACUCGCUCUCUAAACUUGCGCGAUGGGUUCACGAGGGUAAUCUUGUCGUUGCGGGGAAGGGGUGGGAGGGUACAGAUGCAGAUAUGGAUAUGGAUAACAGGGAUGGCAUUAUCGGCGAGUCUACUGUCAUGCCGGAUAAAUAUGACUGGUGGCAAGCUGCUCAGAUCGACGAGCCCAUAUCUAAUCUUGAUAUACAAAGUGGGAGCGGGGUGGGUGACAAGCCUGCGCUGCAUUUUGCGCUUGUCUUUGGUUCAGCUGAGGAUGAUGUCAGUGUUGCGGAGGCCUCGUUUGUGGGUGUUUUCGAGCAUCGGAGUCAUUCGCUUGCGCCAUCUAGGAGCUUUGAUGCUGCUGAUGGUGAUCCGUUUGUUACUGAUUCUAAUGGUCUUGCGGAUGGUGGGGAGGCUAUGGAUGUUGAUGGGGUUGAGUCUCAUGUUGUGGAUGUACAGCAGUCGCCUGAGGAGUUGCUGGAAGGGAUGCGGGAUCAUUAUUUGCGGGCUCUUUAUGUUUCAAAGACUUCUGUCGCAUACUUUGCUAAGGGUCCGUUAACGCGCUGUCGGAAUGCUUUCCAGGCUCGGGAUACCGAGCAAUCGCAUGGGUCUGCGGAGCUUGUUGAGUUUUAUCGUGAGGCUAUUCUUGCAGCCAAGAAGAUGGAUCUCAAAUAUAGAGAGGCGGUGCCAUCUGCAGUUCGCGAUGCUAUCCUAGCUGACUCUGAUGAUGGUGCGAAAUCCAAGAAGCGGAAGAGCAAGAAGAAGAAGCUGGGUAAGAAUGGUCUGUAUCCAGAGGAGGAAGGGUUUAUCCAUCGAUGGUGGAAGGGCAGACUCAUGAACGAGUCCUCAGCUCAGGACUCGCGUGAAGCAGAGUCCAAGAAGCAAAUAUCUGAUCUCCGGCUUCGUGAGACGCAGCUGCAGAUUCUCUUAGUUCUCGAAGUCAUGGUAUUGGAAAUGGGCAUUGUUUCGUCAGAAAAGAACAACGCCGACAAGGACAAAGGACUAGAAGGCGAGAAACAAACAUCGAAGAAAUCCAAGGCCAAGAAACCUCAGGAUUUGAACGUGCUUCUCGAGCUCCACCUCGACCGAAUGUGCAUUUGGCAUGCUGUGAGCAUGGAAGAUACAUCUGCUGCCGAUACAGCAAAGGCAUCUUCCUUUAGCACGAGCCAUAUGUCAGGCAAGAAACUCGAAAGUGACGCAGUGCGUGACUUUUGCACAGAAGUCAUUAUUCCCUUCUACGCCGCGCGUGUCCCCGAUAAGUGCAAGCUGAUCACACGCAAAUUCGGUGUAUCUGGUGGAAUCUCUCCGGCCUCUAAGAAAUCGCAGUCAAGCAAAGCGCCCCGAGUGGAACCUGGCGCAGAAGUCAAGCGACAGCAGCCAGCACAAAAGCCGCGGCGGACAUUGCAGCGUGUGCUUACAGACGAGAAAGCGGCAGCGUCCCUUGUCCGACACCCGGGGCUCAGUCGCUCCAAUACAGCCCCGUCGCAGCACAAUCUGAAGCGCGAUACAGCGGAGCCUUUGCUGCCUACUGUCCUGAGUGGCAGUGUUCGGGGUGGUAUUCACAAAGCGAAGCGCACGGAGAACCGAGAAGUUGACCUCAAUGCUGUGGCGCGGCAACAUGAAACGAAAUUGCGAAAGGUCCAGAUGCUGAUUGAUCAGAAGAAGGAGCUAGAUGCUGCUAUUCACGCUCUGCGGAAACCCAACAGAGAACUCGUCUCCAAGGACAUCGCAGAAGAUGCAGUCAAGCGAAUUACGGCUAGUGGAGGCAGCUCAAGAAAGUCAAAGAACCCUGUGCGCAAUCCAUUCGGUGAAGGCGUACAGGUCAUGGCGACUCCACGAGGCAACCGAAGGAAGGAGGUGGUAGGUCUACCCUCAUUGCCUCGCAGUCUGGCUCCGUCGCGAUCAUUCGCGGGUGUGGAGAACUCUCCUCUCGGCGAGUCUCCGCUCAUGGUUCCCUCUUCAAGUCGACGGGCGAUAUCUUUCUCUGGCGCUGAUUCCGAUCCAUUUAACACGCAUGAUGGUCCCAACGGACGGAGUCCGCGAUCCAGUCAGCCCGACGGGGCUGUCCAGGAAACUCCCACGAGGCCUUCUUCCAAAAUCUUCCAGAGUACAAGUGGACUCGGAGACUCCAUGGCUUCCCGUCGACCGUCUUCCUCAACUGGGAAAGGUCUCUUCCGGGUACCCAAUCUCCCUGCUCCCCGCUCUACCACCCAAUCAAUGGUCCCAGGUACACCUGUCCAUUCGCGCCAUAAGACAGUUUCCGCAUCAACGGAAAACAUGUCCUCGUCUCAACAGCUCAGUCAGUCUCUCAGCAAUGCUCAAUUUUCGGCCAUCAUGGAAACGCCCCCGAAGAAGCGUGCACUGCAGGAGACACCAACCACACCCUCUAUGCCCUUCCCUACAUCCCUCGACGCCAUGGUCGUCGAUUCUCCUCGUGCACACUCUCCGCCAGCAGUCAUGGGGACGCCAGUCAAAGGCCCUGUGGCUGUGCCAGUGACACCCGACAAAUCGCAGUCCAAGUCGAUCUACGAGCAACUUGGCUGGGAUGACGAGAUGGACUUUUAA